AUUAGACAAGUCUGAACACUCAUUAAGCAUUAAGGAAUAUAAUGCUUCAUGUCACUGACUACCAUUUCAAAGUACAACCUCCCCCGAGGACUGGGCAGCUAUGGGAAGACUUAGGUUCCUGAUUGUGGUCAUUAUGGUGUCAAUGAAUAAAACACCAGGAAAUUGUGAAACUACCAAAAACAAUGAAUGUAUUGCAGGGGUUCCCGGUAUUCCAGGAACACCAGGUAUAAAUGGCCAGCAUGGACCUACUGGCAGAGAUGGAAAAGACGGACAACCAGGAACAAAAGGUGACCCAGGUAAACCAGGAGAACAAGGUCCACAUGGUCCCCCAGGAAAAUUAGGUCCCCCAGGAGCGAAUGGAAUUCCAGGUCCCCCUGGUGCUCCAGGACCCAAAGGUGAAUCUGGAUCAUCCCCCACCAGGAACAGCUAUGCUUUUCAUGUGGGACUAAAAACAUCCAAUCCAGGUGGCGGCACACCCAUUAAGUUUGAGAAAGUAUUUUAUAAUGAGCAUAAUGUCUACAAUAUAGAAACUGGAAAAUUAACCUCUCCGGUAAAUGGUGUAUAUUACCUAACCUACCACAUUACAGUGUAUGGUAAAAAUGUACAUAUUGUACUGAAACAUAACAAUAAGAAUGUACAAUUUAUGUAUCACGUGUUUAACUCAGGCACUCAACAAGCUUCCGGUGCCUGUAUUCUAGACAUGAAGAAAGGUGAUGAGGCUUGGCUGGAGGUCUAUCAAGACAACAAUAAUGGUCUUUAUACUGAUAGCAAUGAUGACACUACAUUUUCAGGAUUUAUAAUUUGACUGUUUAUCACUUUUUAUGGGAAUUCCACUAAAAUAUUCACUGAAACAGAAAUAAAAUCUAAUAUAUUUGGAAGGAA
Messenger RNA from Rana temporaria (common frog), 882 nucleotides. Its product is annotated as adiponectin-like. Lineage: Eukaryota; Metazoa; Chordata; Amphibia; Anura; Ranidae. The transcript has 3 exons. Gene Ontology annotation, molecular function: protein binding. The record is from RefSeq and is a predicted model, not a curated record. Bases 101 to 805 code for a protein of 234 amino acids.